AUAGCCCUCCCAUAGGACACUGAUGAAUAUUCGAUAACACUGUCGCGUUGUGAAACGCAAUUGUGUCCUAAAGUGUCCACCAUGCAGGCCUCAACUGAACGUACGAUUACUCAGCCAAGCGGUGCUACGUAGGAUACUUGGCGUUAAACUUUACAGGCAAUAUCCUCGCCAACGUCUUUGCACCGACAGCAGCAGCAGCAAACUGUAAUGUUUUCAAUUUGGCUUCGUCUUAACACGCCAUCAUUAUCGCCCGACAAGCUCGUAUCUUUGAUUGAUUGCAGCAAUCCCAAAAAUCCUCAACGAGCACAGGACGUCUUUGCGGCUAGGACAAGUUUCAUUCCCGGGAUGUCCGCCGUCGACAUCAUAUUCGAAAUUUGCCGCCUGAACAACAAUGCUGGUGAGUCGCUGUGGAGACAACUCAUGAACGAAUUCCAUCCCGAUGACGCUAUUAUAGUCGAUAACCAUACCUUCUACUGCCUGAAGGAAAUGGGGGUAACUGUUUCAUAAAGUGCAGCUUAUCGGUCGUAUACCUCUCGGCGAGAAUGAUACGAUUAACGGAUAGAGUGGAUGUACUGAUGUUACUCCUGUCAGCAAGGCCGAUCAGUAGAAUUAAAUCAGUACGCUAACGUUAUAAAAGAGAUUAGAAAUCGAUCUGCACUUACACAUGUCGUUAAUAUUUCUAAUAAUAAUAAAUAUUAUUACAGUUAUUAUGCUGCUUAUAAGAUCAGUCCAUUAAGUUACACAUACGCUACACUCUGUGUGCUUUGCUAAGCAUAGUUCAAGCUGAAGCUCUUGUUGUUAAAGAACAAAUAAACGGUCAAGUAACAAAUUU
Messenger RNA from Varroa destructor (honeybee mite), 832 nucleotides. RefSeq lists its product as uncharacterized. Lineage: Eukaryota; Metazoa; Arthropoda; Arachnida; Mesostigmata; Varroidae. The record is from RefSeq and is a predicted model, not a curated record.